AACAAAGAUUGUAGCUCCACACCUCUGCUUAUUUCCUUUCACUUAAUUUUUCUUGUCACUUGUUCCACACAUUUGUUCUUGUCAGUCACCCGCAAGAUGGAAAACUCUCUGCUGAUGACUCUUACGGCGCUCCUGUUCCUUGGAGUUCAAGGAAUCUCAACUCAGACCCAGACCAACAACCUUACAAUCCCCUCAACCUCACAACGCAUUAAUGUUACGACAUCCACUGCCCCACAGACCCCAUGUCCGAUAAUCAUCCAUAAUAUUACAAAGUCUGUUCUGUACCGGCUGAAAGUAAAAUGGUUAAAAGGGAGUCCAUGUGAAGGUCAGCUGUAUCUGUAUACUCGUGAGCGUCAAAAGCCUUUGUGCUCUAACAGUCACACAUCAGGCAGCUGGUGGACUGAAGUGUGUAAGGACACAAGAUGUGGAGACGUCAAGGGUUUUAAGCCCACUUCAAGCCAAACUAAAUGUUUUAUGCUCACAAGCAAUAUGACGAUCAUCGAUACUACUAAGUGCAAGGGCCUGCAUAUCAUGUGCCAAGAUUCUCUAGGAACAGAGUUGGCUGCUUAUAAAGCAGUAAUCGGCAUAUUAAUUUUCUUGAUCUUGGGUGUCAUUCUGGUUCAGUUCAGUCGGCCUAUGUACAAAGCCAUCCGCAAAAGAUUUUCACAAAAACGGCAGAGUCGCUGGAUCGGCCCUACUCAGAGUGUGUGCUAUAACAGAGGUCAAGGUCCCGCAACCAAAAGCACAGAGAAGAGACAGUCCUUUCCUGGUUUGGAGAGACUGACAGUAAACCAGAGCAGAGAGCCCUCCUCCAACAGAAACAGUGACUAUGACUCAUACGGCUACAGCUGAAGGCCUGUGCUCACAAAAGACUUACUGACCCUAAGCACAACUCUCUCGUCAUCAACAAUCAGCAGAGUGUUCUACAUUACACUGCUUCGGUUGUUUGGCAAGUCAAGAAAGGUGUACAUAACCACAAAAGCGCUUACU
This is a messenger RNA of Sinocyclocheilus grahami, 990 nucleotides long. Its product is annotated as T-cell surface glycoprotein CD5-like. Gene Ontology annotation, biological process: T cell costimulation. Bases 97 to 852 code for a protein of 251 amino acids. The record is from RefSeq and is a predicted model, not a curated record. The transcript is spliced from 7 exons. NCBI's taxonomy places the organism in Eukaryota, Metazoa, Chordata, Actinopteri, Cypriniformes, Cyprinidae. Gene Ontology annotation, cellular component: plasma membrane.